Messenger RNA from Penicillium odoratum, 1977 nucleotides. Its product is annotated as putative flavin-binding monooxygenase. The record is from RefSeq and is a predicted model, not a curated record. The transcript is spliced from 2 exons. Gene Ontology annotation, molecular function: flavin adenine dinucleotide binding; N,N-dimethylaniline monooxygenase activity; NADP binding. The coding region runs from base 1 to 1977 and encodes 658 amino acids. NCBI's taxonomy places the organism in Eukaryota, Fungi, Ascomycota, Eurotiomycetes, Eurotiales, Aspergillaceae.
AUGGCCUCAACUUUGACUGAUGGAAACACACAUAUCAUCCAACUCCCUACGACACCCACAAGUUCGGAUGCUGUCGACCCCCAAGCUAUUGUCCAGCAAUGGUUCAAUGGCCUGGAGACCCAGCUUUCGCAUCUUGGCUCGAUUGAUCUGGUGGGACUGUUUCACGCCGAGUCAUGGUGGCGCGAUAUGCUUGCCCUAGACUGGGAUAUGCGCACCGUCCAUACGGCUGCUGAGAUCCAGGACUUCCUGCGAAAAUACCAGGGCCAGGCCUCGUUAUCCAGCUUCAAGAUUCAAAACCAAGGCAAGUGGAAGCCUAAGGUCGAGCAGGUUGUUGAUGGACUCUCUUGGAUAUCAAGCAUGUUUUUCUUCCGGACGGCUGUUGGAAACGGGUCUGGCAUGGUUCGAUUAACGCAGGGUGUCGAUGGAGGCUGGAGAGCUUAUGCAGUGUACACGUCGCUGCAAGAGAUGACAGGUGCGGAGGAGCCGGUAGGUAAGCGAAGGACAGAAGGAACCACUGAAUCUAUGCCUGGAGGCUUGGCUGGUGGGACGUGGAUUGAGCGGAGGAAAAGGCAAAAAGAAUUUUGGGAUUCAGAGCCCACGGUUUUGGUUGUUGGAGCUGGCCAGGCUGGACUGAAUAUGGGUGCUCGUCUGCAGAAUCUUGGACUUUCUUGUUUAAUUAUUGAUAAACAUGAGCGUGUUGGUGAUAACUGGCGUAAGCGGUACCGAGUAAGCAAACCCCGAGCUCUGGUGUUCAGACAUUCGUUGAUGAUCUCUAUCUUGCAGACUCUGGUUACUCAUGACCCUGCAGAAUUCACCCACAUGGCAUACCUUCCUUUCCCUCAGAACUGGCCUCAGUUCACACCAAAGGACAAGCUUGGGGACUGGUUCGAGGCAUAUGCAAGCAUCAUGGAAUUGAAUGUUUGGGUUCAAACAUCUGUGGCAUCUGCCGAGUAUAACGACGCCACCGCCGACUGGAAGGUAGCUGUCACUCGCGGCGAUGGAUCUUCACGCAUAUUGCGUCCACGCCAUGUCGUCUGGUGCACGGGACAUUCAGGCGAGUCGCUCAUUCCAAAUUUUCCAAACCAAGAAUCCUUCCAAGGAAAUAUAUACCAUGGCAGCCGACACACUGAUGCAUCUGACUCAGACGUGACAGGGAAGAAGGUUGUUGUUGUUGGCACUGGCAAUAGCGGGCACGAUAUUGCACAGAACUACUACGAAAAUGGCGCCAGCGUGACCAUGCUACAGCGGAGCGGAACAUAUGUCAUAACUGCCGAUAAGGGCGUAUUCAUGAUGCACGAGGGCAUGCACGAGGAUGGCGGGUUCGUUCUCCUCUCUUCAGCACUAAUUUCUUUGCGUGGAAUAUUUAUUGACAUCGAGCUUGACAGUCCUCCAACCGAAGAAUGCGAUAUCGUUUCCGAGAGCCUCCCAUUCCCCGUCCAAUUCGCCCUAAGCGUGCACGCAACGAAGCGCUUCGCAGCAGCCGAAAAGGAAACACUGGAUGGUCUUCGCCGAGCAGGCUUUCAGCUCGACUUCGGUGUGGAUGGCGCCGGUAUCGCGCGCGCAUAUAUGACCCGCGGCGGUGGCUACUACAUCGACGUUGGCUGUAGCAAACUUAUUAUCGAUGGCAAGAUCAAAGUCAAGCACAGUCCUCGUGGAAUUACUGGCUUUGGACCUCGUGAGCUAUACCUGGAGGAUGGUAGUACCCUACCAGCUGACAUUGUUGUCUUGGCUACUGGUUACGAUAACAUGCGCACCACUGUUCGGAACGUGUUGGGUGAUAAGAUUGCGGACCGUUGCCAGGAUGUUUGGGACUUGGAUAACGAGGGCGAGCUUCGUGGGAUGUGGCGACCCAGUGGUCACCCUGGGUUCUGGUUCUUUGGCGGUAACCUUGCUUUAUGCCGUGUUUAUUCUAAAUUCCUGGCUUUGCAAAUCAAGGCCGUUGAGACUGGACUUUCUACCGGCAAACGUCAGGAGUAG